Messenger RNA from Aphanomyces astaci, 911 nucleotides. RefSeq lists its product as hypothetical. The coding region runs from base 23 to 865 and encodes 280 amino acids. The record is from RefSeq and is a predicted model, not a curated record. The transcript has a single exon. NCBI's taxonomy places the organism in Eukaryota, Oomycota, Saprolegniomycetes, Saprolegniales, Verrucalvaceae.
CAAUUUUGCGCCACUUGCGGCCAUGUCUGCGCUCGACUACGUAUUGCCUGACGGCAUGGAAGACACCAAUGAAGGGUCAAACUACUUGGAGGAAGUCGACAUGGGAUUGCCACAACCGUACUCCCUGCGCCUCAUCAACAACCCGUGCCACCAUACAGGCCAGACUACCGACAACCACCCGACAAGUCGGCUGCGUCCGCGGGAGUUCCACAGCCAUUCCUGCGAUGAAGAUGUUACUGACGUCAAUACUGCUAGUUCCAUCAUGCUAGCAGAACACAACAGAAGCGCCACGUUGUUGGCAAGGAUACGAGAAAAGGUAUUCGCACGCCUGGCGACGUGCGACAACGACUCGACCGUCAGCAGUGACAAGGACUACCUAGCACCCGACAAUGAUAGCGACGACGACGACGAUCCCCAAGACGAGCAUGAAGAUAGUCAUAGCAGCGUUGAAGGGGUCUGGCAUCCAGUAUCUCGCAAACGGGACUUGCAGUCGUUCUUGUUGGGUGGUCGUUCACUGGACACUCCGUCCUCGUCUGCGAUCCUUCCGAUGCCGCCCUCGUCCAUGCCGAUCCCCUUCCUCUUCCUUCCACCUCCUCCAUCUCUCUCGUCCAAACCAUCGUUGUCGGGAGGAUCACUCGUAGCCAAGUGCCUGCUGCCGGCAGUUCCCCACCGCCCACCACUGCGCAAGUAUAACCAUCGGUCCAUCUAUAACUGUGUCCGAUGCGGUCAAAUGAAGAAGCACCACACGUGCACAUUCCCAGAGAACGUCCGCUCCGUCGGCACCGCCAUGUCCUCGACGUCCCUGCCGCGGGACACCGUGUCCAGGUAUUACAAGUGCGGCCGUGUGCUGGUGUGCAAGAAAUAAAGAGCAGGACUAUGUUAAUAAUAUAGGUUAUUUUAAUAUAGUCACG